Hibiscus syriacus is the source of this 1788-nucleotide messenger RNA. RefSeq names its product probable WRKY transcription factor 32. The coding region runs from base 52 to 1566 and encodes 504 amino acids. The record is from RefSeq and is a predicted model, not a curated record. NCBI's taxonomy places the organism in Eukaryota, Viridiplantae, Streptophyta, Magnoliopsida, Malvales, Malvaceae. Gene Ontology annotation, biological process: regulation of DNA-templated transcription. The transcript has 5 exons. Gene Ontology annotation, molecular function: sequence-specific DNA binding; DNA-binding transcription factor activity.
AAUACGAACUGUUUGCUUACUUUACUCUUUUUCGCCGAGGAAAAAUCGGGCAUGGCCGAGACUGAGAGCCGAGCACCUCACACGAAACGACACGAGGAACACCAAAACGACGAUUUUCAAGGAGAGGGCGAUGGAGAAGAAGAGGAAGAGUUGGAGGACGAAGAGGAAAAAGGAGUGAGUCGAGUCACUGAGUCAGACGGUGCUGGAACAGCGCUUUCGAGUGAUACUGGAUUGAGAGAUUUUCAAUUGAAAACUCUGGCGAAUGAUGAUCGUUCUGAGGGGUUACCGGUGAAAUCUAACUCGGAACCAAAGGAAGGAGCUGAAUUUAAGGAGAAAGUUGUCACAGCCCACCGGGAAGGUUCCACUACUUUGGCCAUCCAGAGUGCUGAAGGUUCUACACAAAAUCAGCUUCAAUCAUUUGUUUCUCCAACUUCUUUGGCACAACUAUCACCAACUUCUGUUACACAAGGUAUAUCAUCUGCUCUCACUCCACCUCUACAAGAACAAAGCCUUUCAGAUCAGAAAGUUAAUGGUGCAUCUGCGCCAGAAGCAAACCAGCAAAAAUCUUAUAAUCUUAAAAUGGUAUCUGUUGUUCCCAUUGUGAAGAGACCUGCAUCUGAUGGUUACAAUUGGAGGAAAUAUGGUCAGAAGCAAGUGAAAAGUCCUAAAGGUUCUCGAAGUUAUUACAAAUGCACAUUCUCUGAUUGUCAGGCCAAAAAGAUAGAAUGUUCGGAUGACACUGGCCAUGUAAUAGAGAUUGUUAAUAAAGGCAUGCAUAGUCAUGAACUGCCACGGAAAAAUAACCCGCAUAGGGAAAGUAAGAAAGUAUCCUCCAGUGUACAUGCUUCACACAAUAUUGUUACAGCCCAGCCCAUCAAAGUACUUAACGAUUCUGAUCCAUUCACAUCCUCUAAAGAAUCUGUACCAGAAACAACUGUGAAUCCUGAAAGAAAAAGACCAUGUUCAAGUGGCUCUGAUGGAAAUGACAAUGUGCAAGUGAAGGAAGAGCUUAAUAGUGAACCUGAGCUAAAAAAACGGGAAGCAUUCCUGAUGAAGAAAAGCAAUACGGUUUGUUCUGAUUCUGUCCUAAAAACUUGGAAGAAACCUAAGUUUGUUGUCCAUGCAGUUAGUGAUGUAGGGAUUUCAGGUGAUGGAUACAGAUGGCGAAAAUAUGGCCAGAAAAUGGUGAAAGGAAAUUCUAAUCCCAGGAACUACUAUAGAUGCACUUCUGCCGGGUGUCCUGUACGUAAGCAUAUUGAGACAGCUGUAGAUAAUAAAAAUGCUGUCAUUAUAACAUAUAAAGGUGUUCAUGAUCAUGACAUGCCCGUACCCAAGAAGCGACAUGGCCAACCAAAUGCUCCUCUUGUUGCCGCUGCUGCACCUGCUUCUAUGAACAACUUACAACUCAAAAAAACUGAUGAAGGGCAAAGCCAAGUUACAUCAACCCAGUGGUCAGUAGGUACAGAAGGUGAAUUAACUGGUGAGGCCCUAGAUCUAGGAGGUGAGAAGGCAAUCGAAUCAGCUCGAACACUUCUGAGUUUUGGAUUUGAAAUAAAGCCAUGCUGAACUCAAAGGAGCUUUUGUGUUGUUAAUAUCUGGCAUGUCUGUAUAAAUACUGAAUGGUCAGGUUUGAUUUUCUUAUUUCUAGUUUUCCUUAAGCAUUGCUGUAUGCUUUUCUGUUGUAUCCCCUCUCAAUCUAGUAGGAGCUAGGAACAAGGUUAUUAUAGUUGUGGAAACAAUAUAGAUUUUAUCCCUUUUCUUGUCUCCUUAGUUGGAACCAUGUUUCAA